ACACAUACUCCUCCUGUUACACAAGAGGUAGCAGAUUUUACACACCAUUCUUCCCUUGCUUUUUAAACAGUUCGUCAUGGAGAUCCCUGCAUGCAACAUACAGAGAUAAUCCUUAGUGUGUCCUUGGUCCAUGUUCACACUGGGCAUUCCCAGCAUGUGCCACUCGUGCCUGGUGGGGCUGGAGUGUGCCCGUUGGAGUCCAUUUGUCAAAGACUCCAUCCUGGGGAGAAAAGGAGGCAGGCACAUCGGGGGUGAUCCUGUAAUGAAGCUGUGGCUGUUUGGAGGGGUGGGUAUUCCUGAGGACAGUGUGGUGGUUGUUUCUGGAAUCUUCCCCUUCCCUAUCCCUGGACACCUGUCUAGCUCCUGGGAUAAGAGAGGCAGUCAGCAAAGGCUGCUGAGUUUUCUCAUUGCAAACUCUGCUGGAGGGCGCUGUUCACAAAGUGACAUGAUAAUAAAGGGAGCUGUGUCUCCAGGCUCCCUUCCCCACAUGCACCUUCUGGUCGCAGCCCAGGGCUCCACAUGGAGUCAGACUGUGUCCAGUGGGAGAGGCAGCGGAGCUGCUCAUGAUCACAUGGGAGAAACCUCUCAGGGCGCCUAGCAGCGGUGGCAAGAUGGGAAGGAUGGGAUUUAUCCAAGGGCUAAGUGACCACUGAGUGCGCCACUGAGCAGUAAAAGACAAACAAACCACCCUAAAUUAAUCUAAUAUGCAGCCAGUGUAGAAACCCCUUCUUUUCUAAGUUCAUCUCUUAUAAUAACUUGUCCAACACAACCAAUAGCAGCCAACAUGCAGUGCUAACAUUGUUUUUAGCAUCUUCUUCUGAAGUGAUAAGUUCAUUAGGCUGUGUCAUCUGUUGGUGACAGUGCUGUCAAAUGUUUGCCACUUCAUAACAUGAACCUCCUUCCAUCCAGCUUUGUUUAAUAUCGUCUUCACUGCCCUCUCCCUUCACUGCCCUCUCCCUUCACUGUCUCUAAGCCAGUUGCACAUACUUUGGUGUUUUAUUUCAGCAUCAGAAUUCUUCCAGGAUCUUCUAGGAUAGGUUAGGUUAUGGUUGGGUAGCAAACAAAGCUCCAGCAAAAUCUUAGUGACUUAUAACUACGAAGGAUUUUUUUCUCACUAAAGUUACAUAGACUUGGAAGCUUACUUAGUAACUUAUCUUUUUAGCUUUUAGGUCUCUGAAUCGAAAGGUACCACAUCCUGACUUGAUGCAGAGACUACUGUGCACCCCCCAGGGGCCUUGGACUUGACAUUGUGAUAGUCUGGGACUUUGUUUGGUUGUCUCCUUUGGGGAGUGGAGAGUGUACAUUGCCUAUGGGACAGACAGUGAGUCAAAUGUUUGGCAAGAUUUCGUUCGUAGCCACAAGUGCUGCUCCCAGAUUAUUUGGGGUGUUGGCCUUCUGGGCAUGUCCUGGAUGGUACUUCCCUUCCCGCAUAGGGUCAGGAGUGAACUGCUUUGGACAACGGAUUGUGUGUGGAAGUUACACAGGUCCUUUCCAGCUGGAAGCUUGAAGAGCCUGUGUGGCUACACAGUGGCUGUUCUCUCAGCUGGGACCUGGAGAAAGAGGACAUGGGGCAGAGCCCCCAGGUGGCGUGGUGAGAAUUAAAGUCUUAUAUUUUUAAGUGCUAAGGUUUGGGGUAUUUGUGACCACAGUGUGUGUCGUUUUGAGGUUGUUCUUACUACUAUGCUAUCCUGACUGAUAUAGAAGGAAAUGCCCCUCUUCUGCUUGGCACAAAGUGGUGCUUGGAGUUGCAGCAUCCAUCUGAUGACUGAGAGAUAAAGAUAACACACUGAGAAAGGAUGCUGGAGAAGAAAGAUGGAAAGGGAACCUGGGUCCCUGGGGUAGAGCCACUGAGUUAGCCCUUGGGCUUUCCUACCCCCAGCCUCCCUGUUAUAUGAGAAGCCAAAGUCCUUAUUCAUGGCCUCUGGUAGGUAUUGUUACUUGCAGCUGCGCAGGUGGUAUGGUGGACAGAACAACGGCCCACCAAAGACGUCCAUAGCCUAAUCCCCAGAACCUGUUAUGUUAUCUCACCUGGGGAAGGGGAUAUUAUUGAUGUGAUUAAAUUACAGAUAUGGAAACAAGGAGAUUAUCCUGAAUUAUCUGGGUGGGCCCAAUGUAAUCACCAGAGUCCUUCUAAGAGGGAGGCAAGAAGGUCAAAAUCAGCAGACCAGCAAGGAAGCAGAGGUUGUUGGGAUGCACUUUGAAGAUGGAGGAAGGGGCUGGGACCCUACAAAUGCAGGCAACUUCUAAAAGCUGCAAAAGAUGAGGAAAGGGAUUUUCCUCCUGGAGCCUCCAGGAGGGGUCCCGCUCUGCCAACACCUUGAUUUUUAGUCCUGUAAGAUCCAUUUUAGACUUCUGACCUCCAGAACUUUAACAAUAAAUGUUUGUUACUCAAGCCGUAGGAAACUGAUACAAGUGAUGUCCAUUAACCCAAUGACAGCAGACAGCGACCCAACUGCCAGCUACACUACACCCCCAAGAGUCAUCUCCCCAGCAGGGUGGUCUUUGGAAGCUAACAUUUCCUUUAUACUUAAAAGGAGAAUCAAUAAAGUAUAUGAGACUUAGAGAGAGGAGAGGAAUGAACAUUGGUCACUUGUUAAAACAACAGAAGGAGGGUGCUGGGAGAUGAGUUAGUGUUUGUUCAUUGCCUUGUUCUGUUUGCAUCUCCCAGCUACUCUGCAGGCCCGGGCCACCCCCAGAUUACAGUAAUAUUAAAGUUCAUAGGAAUGCCCAGUUUGGGGGUGGCAAGGCUUUGAGCUGAGCUGCAGCUGAGUUGGGACUGUAACAGGGAAGAGCCAAAUCAGACUGCAUGUUGGAUCUGUUUCUUUUACUUUAACCUUUGCUUUCGCUGCUUUUGUUCACUAAAAGGAUACUGUCUAUACACAGUGGCCUGCCUCGGGGAACCCUGCCCCUCUGCCUGAACGUUAAACCAAAGUGCCUUUGUUCAGGGAAACAUCUGGACCCUGUCCACCUGUGGCUGGUUACAAGAAAGCAGAAAUUAACGCAUCCCCUCCCUGAGGCUGGCCAUUCCAGGUGAUAUUUGCAAAACUUACACCUUUUUACUUCCUUGUCUCCUCCCCCUCUCUGUGCUAUAAAAGAAACUGGCAUCCAAACUCCCAUAAGAUGGUUGUUUUGAGACUUUGCCAUCUUUUCGGCGUGCUCUCUUUCAUAAUAAGGUCAUAUUCCUUGCCUCAGCACCUCAUCUUCCAUUCAUUGGCCUGACCCCAGAGAGCAGAGCGAGCUUGGACUACGUAAGGAGACCAGAGCAUGGCCUGGGGCAUCUUGGGUCUCGGUGGCAGAGAGGCUGGCACAGGAGGUCCUCUGAGUAAGAUGUCACAGCUCUGAGCAACCAGGACCCCCGUGCCCACAGCGUACCCUGUGUCUACCUCACCAACUCCCCCUCUAGGGUUCUAAUACUUCUUGUGGGUCAGCGACUGGAGGGACAACUGAGCCGUGGGCAUGGGCGGCAGAAACUAAAGCCCCAGGGCCAGGCAGUAGAGUUUGUUCCAGGGGAGACCUCUGUAAGAGCCCAGAUUCCCUGGCCUGUUCUUUCUUCACUUGGUGCCCAGGGAGUCGGUCGGGGCAGGGCCAGCGCGGGGGAGGGAGGGGACGAGCAGUUGAAGAGGGAGGAGACUGGGUGGCUGUGUGUGGAUGAGAGGGCGUGCGCUUCUCGGCCCCAAAUGCCAGCAGCUGGAGGAGGUGCGCAGGGAAGCGGCCCCGCGGACGCGCCAGAGGACGGGCGGCGCGAUGGAACCGGUGCCGGACCUGGGGCUCGGGGACUCGUCCUUGCACCGCUAUCUGGACUGUGAGUUCUGGAGCCUCAAGAACGAGCUGCGCUGGCUUCUGGGCGGCUGCCCGCUCUUCCAGCACAGGUAUGAUUUGAGUCUGGAUGAAAUGAGAGCUUUGACAUUUCAGAGAGUGAUGUUUACCAUGGGUCUGCCUCUGAUAAAACGUACAAUUCAGGAUCAGGCAGAGAAAACAAAGAAUUUUGUCAGUCGGAGCCUGGUCAUAGGAGAAGUCCUCUUAGCAGACAUGGCCCCAGGAGUAAAGUGUGGAAUAAUUUGCUGGCUAUUUGGUGGUACCAUCAGGAAGCUCGGAAGCCCAGCACGUGUAGCUAAAUGGCUUCAGCCACUCCAGGAGCAGAAAUACACGGGGAUGUUUGCAAUGACCGAGAGGGGCCACAGGAGCAACGUGAGAGGGAUCCGGACAGAAGCCACCUUUGACCUCUCUGCACAGGAGUUUGUAAUCGACACACCGUGUGAAAAUGCUGAGAAGAUGUACAUUGGAAACGCCAUGUACAGGAAUUAUGCAGCAGUCUUGGCCCAGCUCAUCAUAAACGGAAGAUCUCAAGGGCCCCACUGUUUCAUCGUUCCUGUCCGCGAUGAAAAUGGAAGCAUGUACCCAGGAGUGACAGCUAUUGGUAUGAUGUAUAAAGAAGGUCUGCAUGGUGUUGAUACCGGGAUUCUGAGAUUUGACAAGGUUCGGAUACCAAGGGAGAAGCUGCUGGAUAAGCUUGGUUCUGUGGCUCCAGAUGGGCAGUACCACUCCCCCAUUAAGGACAAGAGUGCAAGAUUCAAUGCCACGUUGGCGGUGCUGACCCCUUCGAGACUGGCUGUGACUUUCCAAGCUACAGGCUCUAUGAAGCUUGGGUUGACGAUAGCCAUUCGCUAUAGCCACAGCCAGAGGCACUUUGGGCCCAAAGCCAAGGAAGAGGUCAAGAUUAUUGAGCACCAAACACAGACCCUGCGGCUGAUGCCUCACCUGGCUACGGCCUUGGCCCUGUCCUUCGCCAACAGGUAUGCCGGCAUCCUUCUGGACGAGGACGUCUUCCGAGGUUAGGAGCUUGUCGGCAGUCGCCCGCUGCAGGUGCUGGUGGCAGGGCUGAAGGCCUACAGUACCUGGGAGAACAUCGGCUACCUGCAGGACGGCCGAGAGUGCACCGGAGGCCUGGGUUACAUGAUGGAAAACCGAAUCUCAGGCUUAAAAUGUGACACAGAUAUGUUUGAAGGUGACAGUGUUGUAAUGCUGCAGGUUGUGGUUCAGGAACUGCUGGCUCAGUACACCAAGCAGUAUGAAGAAAGACCCAUCUCCAGCCUGCUCCAAAACUGGACGGAAUCAGGGGGUGACAAGCUGAGAACCAGUUUCCUGGCGUUUAACAUGGACAGAGUCGGUAAUCUCGCCUUUCUGUUGAAAGCAGUCAGUUUUCAUGAAAGGGUUCUUCAGCGGGGUUUGGUGGCCCGGAUUUAUUAUAAGGUGACGACCGAGAACGAGGACUUUUCCAGUGCCUGGAACUCAUGUCUUCACCACGUCACCUGCCUGUCUCUGGCACACAUUCACAGAGUUACUUGAGAGCAGUUCUCCCUGCCCGGGAGGAGCUGUCCUGAAGAGGACCAGGCUUUGUUAAAAAAGUUUUGUCUGCUAUAUGGAACCAAACUGAUGUUCCAGGAGCAAGCCUGGUAUCUAGAACAUAAAUAUUUGACUCCCCUGGCCAGCAUGAAGAUUAGGCGUCAGUUGCUCUAUUUGUGCAACUCACGGAAGGAUGAUGCCCUGAGGGUGAUCUCCGCCUUUAACAUCCACGCACCAAUCGCUGGAAUCGCCAACCCGAUGGCCUCCUGGGCCUUCUACCCAGCACCGCAGCAUCCCCUGGCCCGGGAAGGAGCGCGGUCUCCGCGGCCCAAGCUGGGAGCCAACUUAUAGCGGGGGUGGCGGGAAGGGUGGUGGCCCGCCGGCAGCUGUCAGAACGCUUCUCAGACGCCUGGAGCUGGGACCCGAGGCCGGCUGGCACGUGCUGGGCCGCGGCCCUCAGGGAUUUUGGUCGUGCAGUGGGGGGCCCGCUGAGCCUGGCGAGGCGCACUAAGGCUGUUGGGAAAGGGAGCCAGGUGGCAGCCCCGAGAGUGUGGCGUUUUAUCGUCUCCUUGUAACCACGACUGGCCGGGCCAUGCCCUCUGCCGCCUAAGUCACCAGAUCCCCCUAGACAGAGUGGGCUCCCCUUCCAGGGCGCUCCAGAACUGGUUGCCACCAAAGGCCUCCCGCUGUCAGUGGUGACUCAGAUUCCCAGUGAUUUGGGAAGACUGUUGUGUUGGGUGGAAAGAAAUAAAACUAUGAAAAUCAAACACCCGCCGGCAAAGUUUCAGUCCAGCAAGUGAUGCUUUUCCAGCCCCCUCGGGGCUGGAAAUACACGAGAGGGGAGAGGGAAGUGUGAGCCUGGAGUUUUGCUCUGGGCAAAGCACGAACCGGGGCUCGUCCCUCCAGGGCAGGCAGCUCCCGGAAGACAAAGCGCAGAAAACGUUUUGACCGAAUGAAUGUGUAAUCUAUUCUUGAGACGAGCAAAGAGACAGAUAAAGUUGAAUAAAGAUAUUAAGCGUUAGGAAGGCUCCCGCUGCUUGCAGAGGACGGAGAGGUGGAGCAGGGCAAUACACUGCAGUUAAGCUGGUUUCGG
Molecule: messenger RNA, 6436 nt
Organism: Orcinus orca (killer whale)
Lineage: Eukaryota; Metazoa; Chordata; Mammalia; Artiodactyla; Delphinidae
Gene: ACOXL
Product: acyl-CoA oxidase like
Biological process (GO): fatty acid beta-oxidation using acyl-CoA oxidase; lipid homeostasis
Cellular component (GO): peroxisome
Molecular function (GO): acyl-CoA oxidase activity; FAD binding; fatty acid binding
Source: RefSeq, a predicted model, not a curated record